Molecule: messenger RNA, 2261 nt
Organism: Vitis riparia (riverbank grape)
Lineage: Eukaryota; Viridiplantae; Streptophyta; Magnoliopsida; Vitales; Vitaceae
Product: pentatricopeptide repeat-containing protein At2g21090
Exons: 1
Coding region: 150-1988 (612 amino acids)
Biological process (GO): RNA modification
Molecular function (GO): protein binding; RNA binding
Source: RefSeq, a predicted model, not a curated record
UUCGGUCACAGCCAUUAAACCAUAGGCAGGCCCGCGCCGCCAUUCAUCACCGCCGGCGAUGACCGCCGCUGCUGACUCCACCGUCAUUGUUCACGUUGCCGACGAACCAUCAUAGAUGAAGACACAAAACCCCAUGGUUCGCUUCUGCAAUGCCCUCUCUCUCCUCUCCAAAUCUCAAUUUCUCAUCGUUCCGUACAAAUCUCAGGAAGCCCAGACGCCGUCCCUGUCUCGUAGAAGCCAUCGUCAAGCUCUGCAAGAAAAACAAGCUAAACGAAGCCGUUUCGUCUCUGGAAAACCUCGCACGGCGAGGCCUGCGCCUCGAUUCUCGAACACUUGCGUCCCUCUUGCAACACUGCGCGGAUUCCAGGGCUCUCAGAGAAGGCAAAAGGGUUCACCUCCAUUUGAAGCUUACGGGUCUGAAGAGGCCCGGUACAUUUUUAUCUAAUCAUUUAAUUAAUAUGUAUGCGAAAUGUGGCAAAGAGAUUGAAGCUCGUAAAGUGUUUGAUAAAAUGUCUGCUAGAAAUCUGUAUUCUUGGAACAAUAUGCUUUCUGGGUAUGCUAAAUUGGGAAUGAUAAAGCCAGCUAGGAAGUUGUUUGACAAAAUGCCUGAGAAGGAUGUUGUGUCAUGGAAUACUAUGGUAAUCGCCCAUGCUCAGUGUGGUUAUUGGGAUGAAGCAUUGAGGUUUUACAGUGAGUUUCGGCAGUUGGGUAUUCAGUGUAACGGGUUUAGUUUCGCUGGCGUUUUGACUGUUUGUGUAAAGUUGAAGGAAGUGGGGCUUACUAGGCAGGUUCAUGGGCAGAUUCUGGUAGCUGGGUUUUUGUCUAAUGUUGUGCUUUCAAGCUCAGUUCUCGAUGCUUAUGUGAAAUGCGGGUUGAUGGGUGAUGCGAGGAAGUUGUUUGAUGAGAUGUCUGCUAGAGACGUUCUUGCAUGGACUACCAUGGUUUCAGGAUAUGCCAAAUGGGGUGAUAUGAAAUCAGCUAAUGAAUUAUUUGUUGAGAUGCCUGAGAAGAGUCCGGUCUCAUGGACUGCUUUGAUUUCUGGGUAUGCCAGAAAUGGUAUGGGGCACAAGGCCCUUGAAUUGUUCACAAAGAUGAUGCUGUUUCAUGUUAGACCUGAUCAAUUCACGUUCAGUAGUUGCCUUUGUGCUUGUGCUAGUAUAGCUUCACUUAAGCAUGGUAAACAAAUUCAUGCCUAUUUGUUACGAAUUAAUUUCCAACCUAAUACCAUAGUUGUUAGCGCACUCAUCGACAUGUACUCAAAAUGUGGAAGCUUGGGAAUUGGAAGGAAGGUUUUUGAUCUUAUGGGUAAUAAGCUAGAUGUUGUAUUGUGGAACACAAUUAUAUCUGCUUUGGCACAGCAUGGUUGUGGAGAAGAGGCAAUACAGAUGCUUGAUGACAUGGUAAGAUCAGGAGCAAAGCCAGAUAAAAUUACCUUUGUCGUCAUUCUUAAUGCAUGCAGUCAUUCAGGCCUUGUGCAGCAAGGGCUUAAUUUCUUUGAGUCCAUGUCUUGUGAUUAUGGCAUUGUUCCCAGCCAGGAACAUUAUGCAUGCUUAAUUGAUCUGUUGGGUCGAGCUGGAUGUUUUGAGGAGGUAAUGGACCAGCUUGAGAAGAUGCCUUAUAAGCCUGAUGAUCGUGUUUGGAAUGCCUUACUAGGUGUUUGUAGGAUUCAUGGAAAUAUAGAGUUGGGAAGAAAAGCAGCUGAACGCCUUAUUGAGUUGGAACCUCAAUCCUCUGCAGCCUAUGUAUUACUUUCAAGUAUAUAUGCUGUACUUGGGAGGUGGGAGUCAGUACAGAAGGUUAGAAAGCUUAUGAAUGAGAGACAGGUCAAGAAAGAGCGAGCCAUUAGUUGGCUUGAAAUUGAAAAUAAGGUGCAUAGUUUUAGUGUAUCAGAUAGUUCACACCCUCUGAAAGAACAAAUAUACUCAGUUUUGGAACAGUUAGCUGGCCAGAUGGAAGAAGAUGCUUCAUUAUUUAUCGCUCAAAGGUAAAGAUUUGUCAUUUUUUCUCCUUGCCAGGUUAUAUCAAGGGAAGCCUGAAAGAAUAAUGUCUCUAUUCAAUUUCAGCAGCUUGUAACAUUUUUCUUUCCCUUUUUUAUCAUCGUGUAUAUUCUGUAGAACCAGAUCUUCACGAUGAAAAUGGAGGAUGUUUUUAAGCCACAUAUUUGAUAGAUGACUAUGGAGGAUAUUUUUCUUCCUCAAGUCAUUGUUGUUCCGCUCUGUUUCUCCAAUAAAACUGUUAAAUUGGUUCAUCAUUUUUUCAAA